Molecule: messenger RNA, 4854 nt
Organism: Paramecium octaurelia
Lineage: Eukaryota; Ciliophora; Oligohymenophorea; Peniculida; Parameciidae
Source: the annotation of a GenBank genome assembly
AUGAGUAGUUUAGUUAAAAAUCAAUCCUCCCCUUAGAUUAACUUUAAGAAGCUGAUUAAGAAACUUAUAAUGAAAAUGAAUAGAGAGUUAGAUAAAAAUUAGGAAGAAGCAGCAUAUCAUAUAAAUCGAGGCGCUCUAGCUUGUUUUACUACGUUAUGCAACACCUUGAGUAUAAACAACAGAGUGAUGUAAGUCUUGAUAUUCUAAUUAGUGAAGUGAAUUUAUCAGGAUGCAACAUUAAUGUAUAUUACGCAAUUGAGAUUAGUGGCUUAAUAUAAAAAAACACAAAUAUAUAAAUAUUAAACUUAGGGAGCUGUUUGAUCAAUUCUUUUGGACUAAGUUGUAUAUUCAGAGCAGUAUCAAUAUUAUAUAAUUAAACCAGUUGAUCGACCAUUCAGGAUUGAAGAUCCUAAAUUUGUUUAACAAUUAAGCAUUCACAACUGCGAUAGUCCAAGAUUUUUGUAGAUAUGUUUUAUGCGGAAAGAACUAAUUAUAGGAGAUAAAUUUAUCUCAUUGCAACAUUCAAAACUCUUUAUUAGCCUAAAUAAUGGAUAAAACUCAUUAUUUAAGUUCAUUGAGGUAUUAAAUACUGCCCAUUAUUUAGACGCUUAAAAUUACCCUUGAUGAGUUUGAAUUCAGAAGGAAUCUUCGCCUUAUCAAGCAUGAUGCUCAAUUACACAGGUAAACUCAAUUUGGAUUACUUGGAUAUUUCAUACAAUCAAAUUAAAAAUGAAGGGAUCGAAUUAUUAGCUAAAGGGUUGUUCAUGUCAGUUCGAUUAAUUAAAAUCAAAUCAUUGAAUUUGAAUGGAAAUCAUAUUUCUUAGACAGAAUUUUUGGAAUAAAUAAUAAUGAAGAUACAAUUAGAGGAACUGCAUUUAGCUCAUAAUUAAUUAGUUGAAUUCUAAAAUCAAUAAGUUCUCAAUUUGAAAUUAUUAAGAAUAGACUUAUCCCAUAAUAGAAUUGAAGAAAUACCUAACAACUUUUUUCUAAAUGUUUUCUAUUUAAAUCUAUCCAGUAAUCAAAUUAAUACAGAGGGAGCAUAUUAGAUAAGUCAAGUGUUGAGUUCUAACAAAGUUAGAUGGAUGUAUUUAGACUUGACCAAUAACAAAAUUAAAACUAAGGGAUUCAUCUCUAUUAUUUAUGCGUUGAUUGAAAACACCAGUCUAACUAGUCUGUCGGUAUCCAAAAAUCAAAUUACUGGCGAGGGUAUUUUAGUCUAUAUUUUUAAUCAUGAAUAAAUUAGGUUGCAGUACUUAGACCUUUCACAUAAUCAAUUAAGAUAUGAUUUGGUUUAUGCUUUGAUAUCAAUGAUGAAGGAAUCAAGAUUGAAAUCUUUAAUCUUAUCACAACUAUUUAACGAUGAGAAUGAAAUUCAAAGUGGUAAAUAAGAUUGCUUUGAAAUUAAAUGUACCAACUUAAAGGAAUUGGAUUUCAGUUCUAAUCCCUCAAUCAUGUUACCAAUUUUAGAAUCACUUAGUAAACAGUAUAAUAGAAUUGAAUACCUAAAUUUGAAUGCUUGUGGCUUGAAUCAAUCUAUUUUAAUUGAGAAGCUGAGUAUUCUCAUUGAAAAAACUUAUACGUUAACUACACUCUAGAUUGCUCAAAACCAUUUAGGUUCCUUAAGUCAAUAAUCCUUAGAUUUAUUUAGCAGUUCUCUAGGGAAGAAUUCAACAUUAAUGAAUUUGAAUUUAUCAAGUAAUAAAUUGAAAGAUUCAAUUUAAUAUCUAAUAAAUGGAUUGUAAAAUUGUUGUUCUUUAAGAAAUUUAAAUAUUAGCAAUAAUUUGAUUGAUGAAAAUGAAAUGAUAGCCAAGAAAUUGCCUUUAAUAUUUAAGAAUAGAAGUUUAUAAAUUGUAGACUUAUCUAGCAAUUGGAUACAUGGUAAAACUCUUUAAAAUAUAAAAUUAUGUAUACAAAAGAUGCACUCAUAAUUUCCACAAUUAAUAUUAAAUAAUCUGAAACUCACUGCAGAUGAUUUGUUAAUUUUAUCAGAUAUCAUAUCGGAUAUAUCUUCCUUCAAAGUAUUAGAUAUUAGUCUUAAUGAUUCAAUUGAUUACAUGAACAAUUUUACAGCAUUAUAGGAUCAUAAGGAAGUAAAGUCAUUGACAAUUAAUAAGAUAUAAUGUAGACUAGAAUCUUAUUAGUUUUUAUAAUAAAUAAUAAAAUAAAAUCAAAAUUCAUUAUAAGUAAUUGAAGUCUCCAAUACUCUAAUAUCAUAAAAUUACUUGCUUACAUUGCUUCAUGGAAUGAUCCAUUCUAAACACUUGAAAUCUUUCAUUCUCGAAUACUAACUCAUAGAAUCAAGAGAGAUUCUUUAAGCCUUUUCAACUUUGAUCAGAAUUAAAGUUUUAGACAAUUUGUAACAUUUAAUUAUUAAGAAAUCUACAUUAUCUUUAGAUUUUUUUGUAAUUUUGAAAUAACUACUAGAAUAGACUGAGCAACUUUAAGAAUUAGACAUAAGUGAAAAUAGAAUUAAUUAGAAAAAGUUUGAAGUUCUAUGUUAAGGAAUAUCAAUUAACAAUAGUUUAAUAACUUUGAAUCUAUCGAAUAUUAAAUUAGAUGAUUUUAAAUGUAAAUUAUUAAUAGAAUCAUUAUAUAAAAAUAGAACUAUAUAGAAUCUUGAAUUGUCGAGAAAUAACUUGACUUAAUAUAGCUAUUACAAUUUUUUUGAGGUCUUCAACAAUAAUAUCUUUUAAUUAUAAAAACUUAAAUUUUCGAAAACCAAAAAGUAAUCGCUUAUUAGAACACUUCCGGAAUACAAAUAUGAUUUCCUAAUUAAUUUUGAUUUGCCUGAAUAAUCAACGUUUCUAUUUUGCAAUUUAAUUUAACUUGAUUUAACUAGGGUUAAAUACUAAUUAACAAGUUUAAAAUAAUUAAUCAAUAGAAUUAAACCAGACUAAAUAUUUUAGAAUGUUGUAGUUGUAAUAUUUAAUGAAUGUCAAUUUGAGGAUGAGCAUUGUGAACUAUUAUUAGAAUUAUUAAUUCAUUAAAUCAAAUUAUAAGAAUUGUCUUUAGCAACAAAUAACAUUACCUCGAAAGGAUUUAAAACAUUAAUUAAUUUUAUUCUUGAAAACAAGAGUCAUUUAAAAAAGUUAGUAAUUUCAAAGUAAAAAAUUUAAUAAUUAGUUUAGCAAUUGCAUAGAUUCUUUCAUUCUCUCUAAACGACAUCUCAAAAGGCUGACACAUUUCAAUAUAUUAAUAAUUGAUAAUAAUAAGGCUUUAGGAAAUUAAGAUUUAAUUGAUUUUUUAAAAAUUAAUCCAGGAUUAUAUAUUUAUAAUACAUGGACUUAAGUGACUGAAGAGCUGGCAUUUUAGAUAAUAGAAUAAUAUAUUUAAUAUAGCGUAAAUUAUAAUAUAAAGAUAACACCAUUUUAUUUGAAAAGCUUGAUAAUAAGAGAUUCUAAUUUGACUGACAAUUUUUUGAUUUGGUUUGGUUCAAAAUACUUUCAUUUUUAAUAUUUGGAAUCUAUUGAUUUUUCUGGUAGUACUAAAUAUAGUACAAGUGUUGGGAAGAUGCAUAUGUACAUAAGUAUGAUAAAUGAAUAAUUUAUGAAUUACAAUCUUAUUGAUGGGAGGAUAGAUAAUGAGUAGAGAGUAAUUAAUAUCUUUGAUGAUGGUAUUUUAUAGUGUUCAUUAAUAAAAUUGAAGAACUAUUUUCUAAGAAAUGGGAGUAAUGGAAAAUGGAUGAUUUAAUUGAUAAACACCAAUUAAUAUUAAUAUACCGAAUUUAAGUUAAGUAGCUCCUUAUAUAGAUUUUUAAGACAAAAUAAAUUCUAAAUUAAGACAUAUUGUUUUAUUUAAUUUUUUUCAGUUCCAAUUAAGGCAAUUUUGAGCGCCAUUAUAGGAUUCUAUUUUGAACACUUAGUAGAUCCAAAAUAAGUCAACAUUAAUUGUAAAAAUAUAAAUCCCUGUUACUUCACAAACUUAAAUAUCUAUAUCAUAGGAGUCAGUAUAGCCUAUAUGAUCAUCACACUAUUUAUAUAGGGAUUGAGUUUGUAUGUUGCAAUAAAAAUCAGAGUUAAGGCUGUUCCAGACUAUUGUAUUAGAACCUUUGAAGAAAAACAAUCCUAAAUGUAUAAAUAUCCUUUACGGCAUGAGUUGAUGCUAUUUUGCAUACAGUUUUUCAUACAAACGGAUUAUUUCUUUGAAUUUGAAGUUAUUGGAUUUUGUGGUAGUUUUAUAAAAUUUUUAUAGGAACAAAACAUUUAAAAAGAAUUGCAAUUUAAGUUUUUUGUUCUUUUAUUUGCCUUAUCAUCAAUAACAAUAAUAAAGUUUAUCAUUGUUACUUACACAAAUUACAAUAACAUGUAUAAUCUAUUUAAAAACUUGGAUUCAGAUUAGGCAACAUUUUUUUCACAUAUUUGGAAGAUGAGUGAGAAGAACUAUGUCUUAGAAAGUGUAUUAAGAUAGUUUUGCCCUUAAAUUGGAAUUUAAGUCAAAAAAUAUCUAUUAAAUAGUAGAUAAAUUUCUGAACUCAUAUUAGCAUUACUAAUCUACCUUCCGUCAAUCAUCUGUAUAACAAUCUAUUUCAAUUUAUCCUCUCAAUAUUUUGAAUCAUAAUAUGAAUCCAUCAUUAUCCCAUCUGCAUACUUUAUAUUUUUGAUUGGAUAAAUAAGAGUAGUCUUUGGAUUCUUUUUUCAUUUGAAUAUUGCACUUACUUCUAGGCCUCCAUAAGUAAAUGGAUUUGAUUUGAAUCAUACCUUACUAUAAAGAAAAUAUUAGCAAUUUUAUAAAGAACAAGAUAAGUACAAAACAUAAGAUGUACCUCAAGAGACAAACCUAAUCAGUUUGGCGAAUAGUAAAAAGUGGAAAAAUGAAAAGAAGUUUUUUAUAAAAUAAAAUAAAAUUGAGUUUUGA